UGGGCCAUGAGAAAAACCCAAAGUCACAACUCUCCCCGAAGACUUGCACCGCCAGAAGAAUUUUCUGGCAGAUGACAAAGGGUAAAACUGUGAAAUAAGCAUCCUCUUUCCCUCCCACUAUGCUUUUUUCUUUCCUUUCCCCAUUCUCUAUGUUGUGCUUUGCAGCAAGAGACAGAAAGAAAGGAUAAAAACUGCGCCCACAGAGAUUUUCAUGUGCUAAGAUACUCACAAGUCAGUGAAGUCACAACACUAAGCACUUGCCAAAGCAACCUCGUUAGGGACAAACAAAAGCAGAGUGUAGAGUUGCUGAGAUUGAAAAAAUAUGAGAGUUUCGAGAAUAGAAUAAAGAAUGAAAGAAAGAAAAUAAAAGAGACCAGAUUCAGACAAUACAUAGAGAAAGAUAAAGAGAACAAAAGAUCCAUAUGUGAAGAGAAAGAUAGAGAGAGAUAGUGAGAGAGAAAGAGAGAAAGAGAUGGUGGGCUCAGGAACAACAUCAGAUAGGAGCAAAGAAGCUGUAGGGAUGAUGGCCCUUCAUGAGGCCCUUAGAAGCGUAUGUCUCAACUCAGAUUGGAAUUACUCUGUCUUCUGGACCAUUCGUCCUCGCCCAAGGGUCAGAGGUGGCAGUGGGUGCAAGGUUGGGGAUGAUAAUGGCAGCUUGAUGUUGAUGUGGGAAGAUGGGUUUUGCCGUGGAAGCGAUUUAGACUGCCUGGAAGAGAUUGAUGGAGAGGAUCCAAUCAGAAAAUCCUUCAGCAAAAUGUCCAUUCAGUUAUAUAAUUAUGGAGAAGGGUUGAUGGGAAAGGUUACAUCUGAUAAGUGCCACAAGUGGGUCUUCAAAGAGCCCACAGAAAGUGAGCCUGAUAUCUCCAACUACUGGCAGAGCUCCUUUGAUGCUCUUCCACCUGAAUGGAUCGAUCAGUUUGAGUCAGGCAUUCAGACAAUUGCUGUAAUUCAAGCUGGGCAUGGCCUUCUACAACUUGGCUCUUGCAAGAUUAUUCCUGAAGAUCUCCAUUUCGUGCUAAGAAUGAGGCACACUUUUGAAUCUCUACGAUAUCAAUCUGGCUUCUACCUCUCCCAACUUUUCUCUUCAACUAGGAACACUUCCUCUCCUACUUCAGUUCCUUCAAGACCAUCCAACAUUCCAAUUAGCCCAACUCCUUCACUCCUCAACUGGAGUCAGAGGCCUCUUGGUUCUGCUACUUCUAUGCUAUCCUCACCAGGUUUUCAACAUAUGGGGUGCCCACAGGCCAAAGAUGAGACUCAUAUGUUUCUCAUGCCUCAUGCAUCUGAAGCUGCAAAAAGAGAAGACAUGAUGGGGGAGCAUGAAAACAACAUGAAGUGGCUAAAUGGGUAUUCCUCCUUCACUGCACCUGAUCGAGUGGCUUCUUCAUCCUCUUCUAUUUCAGUGGAUCACCAUCAAGCUGUGGAGUAUAGGAAUUCAGGAGGAGGUAUAUACACGAAUGUCAUGGAAACCUUUCUAGAGUGAAUGAGGGUGAAAGGUGAGUUUGUGUUAGGAAAAAUGAAGGAUGGUGUAGUUGCUUAUUUAGGAAAAGUUAUUUGUGUUCCUUUUCAGGUGUUUGCUUUCUUCCUCUUUGUAUCAUGUGUUUCUGUCAUCCAUCCACUUAAUGAGACUUUAUUAAAUGAUGAUUUCUCUUUUCUUA
Molecule: messenger RNA, 1658 nt
Organism: Lotus japonicus
Lineage: Eukaryota; Viridiplantae; Streptophyta; Magnoliopsida; Fabales; Fabaceae
Product: protein RICE SALT SENSITIVE 3-like
Exons: 7
Coding region: 473-1483 (336 amino acids)
Source: RefSeq, a predicted model, not a curated record